Messenger RNA from Limulus polyphemus (Atlantic horseshoe crab), 2514 nucleotides. It is a transcript of the gene Mocs1, whose product is annotated as molybdenum cofactor biosynthesis protein 1-like. Gene Ontology annotation, biological process: Mo-molybdopterin cofactor biosynthetic process. The record is from RefSeq and is a predicted model, not a curated record. The transcript is spliced from 10 exons. Gene Ontology annotation, molecular function: cyclic pyranopterin monophosphate synthase activity; GTP 3',8'-cyclase activity; metal ion binding. Bases 130 to 2052 code for a protein of 640 amino acids. NCBI's taxonomy places the organism in Eukaryota, Metazoa, Arthropoda, Merostomata, Xiphosura, Limulidae.
AAAUAUUAUGUUACUUUCAUAAUUGUUCUAAAUUUAUAAACAUAGUUUUGACUUGACCCGCUCACCUGUAUUACGAAACUGCACAAUACAGAUCUUUGGCCCACAGUCUUAUUACGGUAAACAACAGAAAUGGCAAAUAUAAGCUGUUUGCGUUAUUUAAAUAUUUCAUGGAAACUCAAUUGUUCAUAUCUCAUACAUUCGAAAAACGUAUUUAUUUAUAAAAGACUAUGCAGUAUUAGUGCAGAAUCCAGUUUACGUAAUUCCUAUCCAGACAGUACCCAGAUUCUCAAAAAAAAGCAAGUCAUUACAGAUUAUGUAAAAGAGGUAUCCCCAACUUUGAUGGACAGGUUUGGCCGAAAUCAUUCGUAUCUGCGUAUCUCUUUGACAGAGCGGUGUAACUUGAGAUGUCAAUACUGUAUGCCAGAAGAUGGUGUCAAGCUUACUCCAAACAGCGGACUUUUGACAACUGAUGAAAUAAUUACCUUAGCAAAACUUUUUGUACAAGAAGGUGUUCAAAAGAUAAGGCUUACAGGAGGAGAACCUCUCAUCAGAAAAGAUGUUGUUGAUAUAAUAGGCCGUCUGGAACAAAUAAAUGGUUUAAAAACAAUCGCAAUGACAACAAAUGGGAUUUUGCUUAACAGGAAGUUACCAGAACUGAAAAGAGCAGGUUUAGACCAGCUGAAUAUCAGCCUUGACACACUUGUUCCUGCCAAGUUUGAGUUUCUUACAAGACAACGGGGAUGGGAACAGGUUAUGAAGGGUAUUGACCAUGCUCUCCAGUUGGGUUACAGCCCAGUCAAGGUAAACUGUGUGGUGAUGAGAGGAUUUAAUGAAGAUGAGAUUUGUGAUUUUGUGAGAUGGACUGAAAAGAAAGAUCUCGACAUUAGAUUUAUUGAGUACAUGCCUUUUGGUGGAAAUGAAUGGAAUAGCAAGAAGAUGGUGACCUAUUUGGAAAUGCUAGAGACAAUCAAGAGAGAAUGGGCAAACUUGUCAAGAUUAAAAGAUGGACUAAAUGAUACUUCUAAAGCCUAUAAAAUCCCUGGUUGGAAAGGGCAAGUAGGAUUUAUCACAUCAAUGAGUGAACAUUUUUGUGGAUCAUGUAACCGUCUUAGAAUUACUGCUGAUGGAAAUUUAAAGGUUUGUUUGUUUGGAUCAUCAGAGGUGUCAUUGAGAGAUAUCCUACGAUCAGGGAUAUCUCAAGAACAUCUUUUAGAAGUCAUUAGUACUGCUGUUAAACGGAAGAAACCUCAACAUGCAGAUUACAUUAUGAAAUGUAGACAGUGUGAAAUCAGCAAUAAUGAUAACAUUUCAUCAGAAAAAUUCUACUGUCCUCUGUCACAUCCAGUGUUGCGUGUGAAUGAUGUUGAGAAAUUUGUUAAUGUUAAUUACAAAAAAUGGCUUUCUAUAUUACCCAUACAUAAGAGGUUUAUGCCUUGGAUAUCUAAUUGUUUACGGUAUAUGAAUAUCCUGAAAAUCUCGCAUAUCUCUUGGAAACUAUUUUAUAACAUACAGACAUGUAAUACAACAGCUAAAGACCGAACACCCACUACUGAUGGUGCAACAAAAAGUACUGAACUAACACACACUGAUCCAGAUGGUCGAGUACAGAUGGUGGAUGUGGGAGACAAACCUGAAACAAUUAGAAUGGCUGAAGCCAAUUGUACUGUUUGUUUAGGGCCUGUAGCCUUUCGUCUUGUAGAAAAAAAUCUAAUAAAGAAGGGGGAUGUUUUGACAACAGCCCAACUUGCAGGAAUCAUGGCAGCAAAGCAAACUUUUCAAAUAAUCCCUCUUUGUCACAUCAUACCUCUUCACAGUGUAAAUGUGAAACUCACUUUGAAUCCCAGUACAUUUGAGGUGAAUGUUAGAUCUGCAGUAAAGACUACAGCAAAGACAGGUGCAGAAAUGGAGGCUCUAACAGCAGUGAGUGUGGCAGCCCUAACAAUUUAUGACAUGUGCAAGGCUGUCACACACAGCAUAACAAUAACAAAUAUCCAGCUGAUAAGCAAAACUGGAGGAAUGCGAGGGGAUUACCAUUCUCCAUUUUCCUCUUAAUUUCAUAUUUCUGUUUUCACAAAAAUUUAUUAAAGUUACCAUUUUUAAAUUUUACUUUCUCAAGAAUGUUCUUUGAAAAAAACAUCAAGUCAAACUAACAAACAUACAGAACUGGAGAAAACAAAGACAACUGAAAUAACUUGUUUCUGAUGAUGUCUUUAUUGGCAAAUCCAUGGACAUAAUAAAUGAAAUACUUGGGAAACAUAUAAUUGUCUUUGUCUUCCUAAAUUCUGUAAUUAUGGAGUUUCACCAAGUACAGACAAUUUUAAGUACUAAUUAUAUUAAAUGAACAUGCAUGCUGUCACUUAUAUAAAACAAUAGUGUUUAAUUUCCUCAAAAUGUUGAAACAUUGCAGUAUCAUUUAUUAAUUACCCAACUGAAUGCCUGUAAGCUGUGAUUAAUUUUUCCUCUAACAAUUAAAUCUAAAUAAAUAUUUCAUGAACAUGCUUCCUAAAUGUUAUA